Penicillium argentinense is the source of this 3945-nucleotide messenger RNA. RefSeq names its product putative cytosolic regulator Pianissimo. Bases 1 to 3945 code for a protein of 1314 amino acids. Gene Ontology annotation, cellular component: TORC2 complex. NCBI's taxonomy places the organism in Eukaryota, Fungi, Ascomycota, Eurotiomycetes, Eurotiales, Aspergillaceae. The record is from RefSeq and is a predicted model, not a curated record. Gene Ontology annotation, biological process: TORC2 signaling. The transcript is spliced from 4 exons.
AUGGCUUCCGGACACCAAUCAGCGUUCUCCGCGUCCACCCAGCAUCGUGCACUGGGUGAUGGGCGCUCUUCCUUCAGCCAAGAUGGCGCCUCAGCAGAUGGGAGUUGGAAUGAGGGAGUGCCCCGGUCAGGGCGAAAUGGACGAUCGGGUUCUGGAGGGAGUGCUACCACUGGCACACGAGGAGGUUCGUCAUUGGCUCCGUCAUUUGGCGGGCCCGGUAGCUUCAGUGCGGAGCUCAAGAGCAUGACUUCGCGCAGCGUGACACCCCGCCCCGAUGGCACCUACACGAGACGAGCGAGCCGCUCGAUUGGUGAGGAUGACCUGGCUACCACCGAAGAGCGCCAGGCUGUUAUUCGAGACAAAAUCGCGAAGGAGAUGAAGAUCAAGAUGGGCACAGAGAAUAUGUUGGAGGCGCUGCUGGCAAAGCCUCCAAAGCAAACCAAGGAGCAGCGCCUGAAGGUGGAAUCGGAACUGAGCACAUCGAAUCGCAAACUGGCUGAGUUACAACAUGAGCUGGAGGAGGAGCUUUUACGUGCGCAGGCGCCGUCUACAACCCCUCCGCGCAGUCGUCUGUCGAGCCUCUUUCGAGGAAGCCCCAUGCGCUCGCCAUCUCGCCAUCUCAAUGGUGGGGGCUCCUUGGAUGGGUUCCAUGAAGGGGACGAGGAGGCGGACAUGGAAUCGCCGACCUACGUACUUUCGGAGACGCUCCAGGCGUUGGAGAUUGAGGCCAUGUCGCCUGAUUUCUACGUGGAGCGAGCCAACAAUCUGGUCGAGUUGUUUAAGCGACAUCCAACCCUCAAGUAUGAUCUUGCCUGGCCUGUAUUUGGGUUGCGCGUCCAAAUAAUGCUUCUCAGCGACAGCAAGGAAGUCGUCGCGGCGGGAUAUCGACUGACCCGAUACGCCAUCGCGGACCGCAAGUCCAUCCAAACAAUUCGAGCUUUGCAUACCGAUGAGCUCGUUAUACUCUCGCUUGUCAAGGAGAGUAAAGCCAGUAUCGAAAGAGAACAAGCUUUGAAGUUUGUGAGAGCUUUCCUCGAUGUCAAAGACGGUGUGAAAGAGAUCUCGCGCGCCGUGGUCCGAACAAUCGUUUCCGUUGCAGAACAUCAUGAGGAUCGUCUGAGGAAUAUAUCGAUUAUGACCCUAGCGGAAAUGUUGGUCAAAGACCCCGAGCUCGUUGCUUCGGCAGGUGGAUUUUCCGCCCUGCAUGACGCUCUCUCAGAAGGCACAUUUGGUGCUUCCGAGAGUCUCAUAAACAGCUUCUUGCAUAUUCUCGAUACUCCGCGCAGCCGGAAAUACUUGCAAGGCAGCGAACUCGAAGCUGUUCUGACGCCAUUUACUGAUUCACUGGCCGACUCACUUCGCAGUGGCCGAUUGAAGUCUGCCGCUCGUGCGAUAUCUGCCAUGCUGAAAACUUGGCCUGGCCUGGUGAUCCUUGCCAGACACAAUGCGAAGCCCCUGCGCUCUUUGCUUGAGUCUCUUCACUAUCCCGAUUCCCAAGCUCGGGAUCUGAUCAUGGAGCUACUUUUCGACGCCUUGAGGAUAAAGCCUCCAUCUUGGUCAUCCUCAUUCCUGGCUGGGAGACGACUAACGACUUAUGGUAGAGUAUCGAAUCUGAGAUCCGACACCGACUCGAGACACACUCGCACAUACACCGAAAACACUAGUAACAAGUUCGAUCUCACGGCGCACUUUUCAACACUAAUUCUGGCGGCUCUAGUCGAGGCCGGUCUGCCUGAGGCACUCUCGGACCUCAUCGAGGACGAAACAGAUUCUUCUCUCAGGCGAAAGGCCACUCUACUGUUGACUGAAGUGCUUAAGCUGGCACACCAUUCCCUACCGUCGACAGUCAGCGCUAAACUACAGGUCCUGCCACACCUGUUACCGCCUGCGAUUCAAUACGACUUUGAAAAUCAUGACGUUUCGACGUCGACUAUUUUCCAGAUCGAGAGCAUCAACCGGACUUUAGCACGCUCUGGCUCAUAUUCAGGCUCAGCAGGUCGUUAUAAUAUGGAUGUCGAUUUCACCGCACCUCUGAUGCCUGGUGAGCAAGCAAAAGACAAACUGAGCCCGGCCAUGGAUGAGCAGACUUUCCGCAAUGCUAUUUUGGAAACUCAUGUGUUGAAUACCGUGAAUUUUGAGAAGUGGAAAUGGGACCUCAUCCACAGGCUGGUGGAGGGACCUCUCACCAACUCCAAACGCAUGGACGAAGCCAUCAAAGGCUCUAAAUUCAUGAAGCGACUUCUUGGGUUCUACCGACCAUUCAAAUUUCGCUUCUCCUCAAUUCCGAACACAAAGCCAAAUCAGCGUUACGUUCGGACUGGCUGCGCUUUGAUGCGAACUCUUGUUCUAACUCCAGAGGGCACCAAGUAUCUCGCUGAGAAUAAGCUUCUGCGACAAAUUGCUGAGUGUUUAGCGCAGUUGGAUCGGAUGAGUGGACUCACCUCAAGAUCACCAGUCUUUUCUCGCGAACCUAUGAACAAUACACUCAGUGGAGGCUACUUUGCCAUGCUAGGAGCACUGAGUGGGGAUGUGAAUGGGCUUCUCAUGAUGGAGAGAUGGCACAUGCUCAACAUGUGCUAUCAUAUCAUCGAGCUGCAAGACCGAAACGAUCUCAUUCAGACUCUUUUGGGCAAUAUGGAUUACGGUCGAGAGAGUCACUUGCGAGUCAUGCUCUCUAAAGCCCUUACGAUUGGCUCGAAGGAGAUCCGCAUCUUUGCUACGAAACUUCUACGUAAAUAUGCUGUCGGGGGGGAUACAGUUUCCACUCAUGUGGCAAUUAGCAAUGUCGAAUGGGUCGUCAAACUUCUGGUUACACAGUUGUACGAUCCAGACGUUACCGUUUGCCAGAUUGCAGUGAAGAUCCUGGAAGAGGCAUGCAAUCAGCGUGAUUAUCUCGAGUUUGUGGUCAAGUGCCGACCUUCUCUAGAUCAUCUUGGCGAGAUUGGAGCUCCGCUGCUUCUGCGCUUCCUGUCAACAUCUGUCGGUUACCAUUAUUUAGAUGGCCUGGACUAUAUCACGCAGGAGAUGGAUGACUGGUUCCUUGGCCGAAACGACUCCUAUGUCGCUCUCGUUGAAGCAGCCUUGUCCAGAGCAUAUGUUGACCAGCCCCGGCGGAGUAGCUUUGCUCCCGAAGACCUCGUGGACAUGCAGGAUGCCGGUUUGGUUCCCCCACAUUUCUAUCGUGAACUCGCUCGGACUGCAGAGGGUUGCAAGCUCCUAGAACAAUCGGGCCACUUCAGCGAAUUCGCCUGGACAAUUCGAGAUUUCCGUCUCGAGGAAGAGGACCAUGAGGUACUUCUCAAGGUCAAAGGAUGUCUCUGGGCCGUGGGUAAUGUCGGGUCCAUGGAGCUCGGUUCUCCGUUCCUUGAACCGGAAAUCGUGCAGCGGAUUGUGAAAAUUGCCGAGGGUGCAGGUGUCCUGACCAUGCGAGGCACUGCGUUCUUCGUGUUGGGUUUGAUAUCUCGUAGCAGUCAUGGAUUGCGGGUGCUGCGAGAGCUUGGAUGGGACUCUGCCAUUGACCAAAACGGGGUGUACCUGGGCUACUGUCUGCCGACAGACUACCGAAAAUUGUUCUUGAUCUCUUUCCCUGGUUAUAAUUCGGAGGCCCAACGUACUCCACAAGGCAAGCUUAAGGAGGCGACUACAGAUCCAGAUGCGACAAAUGACAAGAUACUCAAGUUGAUUGUCGACAUGGGCAAUACUGUCCUCACAAAGCGAGCCGCCAAGGACUUGCACAGCAUUAAAUGCAAGCAACCCGAACGAUUCCACCAAACCCACCUUUUCCGCAAAACUCUUUGCAUCCUCGAGAGCCACCAUUUCCGUCUACCAUCUCGACGUUUUGCUAUUGACUUGUUUGACAAGAGCGUUAUGCGCCGCAUUGUUCUCGACGAAGAUUCGUCUAGCUCAUCCGGCUCGGACUCUGAUUCAUCUUCAUCGAGAUCGUGA